UCGAACGCACGCGCAUGUCCCGCGACGUCAGCUUUGUGUAACACAAUAACUUCAGUUUAUGGUGACCACGAUGAGCUGGGAUCAAGAUCACAAGCCGACAGAAAAAUUAGAGAUCAACGAAGCGGUUGGGAAGCUUCUACUAUCCUUUAACUAUGAUACUAUUUUGCCACAACCUACCAAAGGUGGAGGGUGUAUGCGUCGUGCGCACGUGAAACGCCCAAUGAACGCGUUUAUGGUGUUCGCACAAGCGAUGCGCAGGCGCCUCUCUGAAGAACGUCCGUCGCUGCACAAUGCGGAGCUUAGCAAAUCACUCGGGUCUAUGUGGAAAAGCCUGAGCGAAGAUGAAAAGCUUCCUUUUGUGAAGGAAGCGGAAAAAUUACGAACUCAGCAUAAGCGGGAGCAUCCCGACUACAAGUACCAGCCGCGACGGCGCAAACCACCACCGGCUUCCACAGCCAGACUAAAACAGGAACCCACGCCAGAACGCUACGCUCCACAAAUCGACUUCUCACGGAUUGAAGUAGAUGGAGCCCUAUUAGCUGAUGGCCCGCCUGAUGGUGCUGAGCUAGAUCAGUAUCUGAAGCCAACUCCAAUACCAGACUACCAUGAAAUGCAACCACGUUACUCUCAUACUUUGACACACCAUCCUCCGGGACUGUACACUCCUGUCCCGUCUCAUUUACAUCCGCCCUGUGGAGACUGGCAACACUACCCGGGACAUCCUUAAUAUUUUUGUAAAUUAUCUUGAAUUCUUCAAAGAUCAAUGUUUCUUUUGACUUUUAUCACUACCCGAAUGUAAAAUUAAAAUUAGGUCAAAAUAUACUGUAGGUAGAGUAAGGAAUAAGUAUCACAUUACCACAUGUAUUCCGAUCAUAUCGUUUCACGCACACGUGCAUUUGAUCAUCGCAAAGCAAACAUUUAUUAGGAAAACAUGAUAUCUUAGAUCUACAUAUCUUUCCGGGUGUGAUAAAGUGAGCUAAAUAUAAAUAUAAUUAAUGUAACUAAUAUUAUUUCCAAAAACGUAAGGUACGUGUUCCUCAAAUUAAAAUUUCCAGAGUAAUGUAAUAAUG
Vanessa atalanta (red admiral) is the source of this 1070-nucleotide messenger RNA. Its product is annotated as sex-determining region Y protein-like. Gene Ontology annotation, biological process: regulation of DNA-templated transcription; anatomical structure morphogenesis; cell differentiation. The coding region runs from base 59 to 727 and encodes 222 amino acids. The transcript is spliced from 3 exons. Gene Ontology annotation, molecular function: DNA-binding transcription factor activity, RNA polymerase II-specific; RNA polymerase II cis-regulatory region sequence-specific DNA binding. Lineage: Eukaryota; Metazoa; Arthropoda; Insecta; Lepidoptera; Nymphalidae. The record is from RefSeq and is a predicted model, not a curated record.